GAAGACAUCAAAGAAGAAUAAACGAAAAACCCACACUUUUUUUUUUUUUUUGCAAAUCUCUUGAUGCAUUUUUUUUUAUAAUUUUAUUCUGGGUUGUAAGCUGUUGAAACAGUGAAGAAGAAGAAGAAGAAGAAGAUGGUUGCAAACAGUUUUUAUUUGUGGCAAAAAGAUGCCUUCUUUUCUGCAGCAGAAGAGGUUCAAGAAUCAGCUGAUAUAAUGGAAUCAGCAUAUAGGUUUUGGAUCAAACAGAGGAGAGAAGGGCUAAAAACUGAAGAUUCUGCUGAACUUUGUGGAGAACUGCAAACUGCUUUAGGUACUGCUAAAUGGCAGUUAGAAGAGUUUGAGAGAGCAAUACAGUUGAGCCAUGGACAUCGUAGCGAUGAUAUUACAGCAACUAGGCACAAACAAUUUAUUACUGCUAUCGAGAGUCAGGUUUCCCGUGUAGAAGCAGCUUUAAAAGAAGCAUUUUCCGAGGAGGGGAAGCAACCCCUUCAGUGGGUUAAUUUAGAUGAAGAAGAAUGUGAUGAUCUGGCAAUCUUCCUUUCCAGAACUUCUCAGAUAUUGCAAGCAUCUGCGAAGAACACUUAUUUGGAGAAUUGCCAUAAGAGAAAGGACACAGAUUCUAAUUUCAAUGCUACUUGUAAUGGAGAUACUUCUGAGGUGAAAACUUCCAAAGAUUAUAGUAAAGAUGCUGAGUGUGUCAUCGAUGUAGAAGACGGUGAAACUUCUGGAAGGGCUGCUGACGUAAGUUGUGGACAAGAGAGAACAACUGGUGCAAGGAAAACAUGGAGUUCACCAAAUUUUGGUGCACUGAGAAUUGUAAUUGCUGAUGAAUAUGAUAAUAGAAGCGAAAUCAGGUCAGGCAAUCAGUCCACACCUAAAGAUAAAGAUUCAAAGCUUUUCUUCAAUAAGCAAAGGUGUGGAGAUCUUCCUCGGGCCAAGGGUGCUUUUAAUUUAUUCUAUCAGUGCUCUGGCUGGGUUGGUGGGUUAUCACGACAUCUGCAAAGUCCAGUACACUUGCAGUUUAGUUACUCACUGCAACUUACACUUGCUUUAUUGAUAGCUAUUUUUCUUAUCGUGCCUUUUGUGCUUUAUUCAAGUUGAGAGC
Messenger RNA from Hibiscus syriacus, 1108 nucleotides. RefSeq lists its product as uncharacterized. Gene Ontology annotation, biological process: Golgi vesicle transport. The coding region runs from base 136 to 1104 and encodes 322 amino acids. Lineage: Eukaryota; Viridiplantae; Streptophyta; Magnoliopsida; Malvales; Malvaceae. The record is from RefSeq and is a predicted model, not a curated record. Gene Ontology annotation, cellular component: membrane. The transcript is spliced from 5 exons.